Messenger RNA from Cyclocybe aegerita, 1557 nucleotides. The record is from the annotation of a GenBank genome assembly. Lineage: Eukaryota; Fungi; Basidiomycota; Agaricomycetes; Agaricales; Hemipholiotaceae.
AUGUCCCGCAAAUCCCCCGAUCGGCAGGACGAGAAGGUGGAUGUUAUUGUUGACGUCGGCACUGCCAAUAACUCUGUAGAGAACCUAUACGAAGAUGGUGUCUUGGAUCCAGUGUAUCAUGCAAAAACCUUGGUUUUAAACCGUGCUGUACAGGAGUUGGGGAUGGGCAAGUAUCAGUACAUGCUCUUUUUCAUCGCCGGCUUUGGAUGGUUCGCAGAUAGCGUCUGGCCUCUCAUCACCGGAUUAGUUCUCGCACCAAUCGUCGCUGAGUUUAAGUUCAACCCUCCGUUCCUUAGCUUGGCUGUGAAUGCUGGCUUAUUGGUCGGAGCGAUAUUUUGGGGACUUGGCUGCGACAUCUGGGGCAGAAAAUUGUGCUUCAACGUAACGUUGUUCAUUGCAGGCGUCUUCGGGCUUGCAUCCGGGGGGUCGCCGAAUUUCGUUACUGUGGCUUCCCUGCUGGCUGUCAUGGGUGUUGGCGUUGGAGGCAACCUGCCCGUUGAUUCUGCCGUUUUCUUGGAUCUCGCUCCGGCAUCGCAUCAGUACUUGUUGACCUUCAUGUCAGUGUUCUGGUGUCUAGGACAAAUCUUUGUUAAUUUGAUCGCCUGGCCCUUGAUCGCGAACUUUUCUUGUUCAUUCACGGCUACGACGUGCCAACGUUCCGAAAACAUGGGCUGGAGGUACCUGCUCUUUGCCCUAGGCGGUCUUACCAUCCUUCUCUGGAGCAUUCGCUUCUUCGUCUUCGAUCUCAUGGAAAGUCCUCGGUACCUCGUCGGAAAGGGCAAAGACGAAGAUGCCGUGAAAAUCAUCCACAAAAUUGCGGAGUAUAAUGGCACAACGUCAACUUUGACUGUGGAUCAACUGGCAUCUGUUGGGAAAUUGCAUGGUGAAAGCGGCACGAAGGAGAGUCCGAAGGGAAUCUUGAGCAGGACGUCAGUAUACACAUUCGAGCACAUCAAGUCUCUGUUCCGAACGCCGAAGAUUGCCUAUUCGACGAGCCUGUUGAUCGCGGUCUGGGGUAUUAUUGGACUGGCAUCGACGUUGUAUAACAACUUCCUUCCUUAUCUUCUCGUCAACCGCGGAGCGCGUUUCGGCGACGCAUCUUUGAAUAUUACCUAUCGCAAUAACUUGAUAAUCAGCGUUGUCGGUAUUCCUUCAGCUUUCCUUGCGACAAUCCUCGUCGAAAUUCCCUUCCUCGGUCGCAGGGGAGCUCUCGCACUUUCAUCGGGGCUCACCGGGGCCUUUUUGCUCGCUAGCACAACCGCCCGAAGCAGUAAUGCGCUGCUCGGGUGGAACUGUGGGUAUGCUUUGAACAGCAAUAUCAUGUAUGGCGUUCUAUAUGCCAUCUCUCCAGAGAUAUUCCCUGCCAAAGAUAGAGGUACUGGUAACGGAUUGGUCUCCACCGCUUCUCGCGUCUUCGGCCUCAUGGCGCCAAUAAUCGCACUCUACGCUGACUUGACCAGUGAGGUUCCUGUCUAUGUUGCCGGCGCUUUGGUCAUUUUCGCUGGAAGCUUGGCCUUGCUUCUUCCUUAUGAGCCGCGAGGCAAGGCGUCCAUGUAG